CCGAAGGAAAGAAUGGAAUAAUGGAUAGAAUAGGAACCAGUGGCACUAAUAGUGAUCGGAGAAAAGGGUACAUCGUAAGCGAAGCUGGCAGAGAAGCCAAACAGGAGUUAGGGAAUCUGAGUCCAGUCGGAUUUUGCCGAGGAGAAAUCCGUUCUCGCAAGGAUUCCUUUGAUAAAAGAGGAACGCUUAAAACUCACAAAGCAACCAUUCCAAAGAAAGGUCAAAUCAAGCUCACGGCCAUGGACUACGAGAUGGAAAACCCCACAUUCUAUGAUAAACCGACAGUCGAUGACCAAAACAUUGAAAAGAAACAGCGUAAAAGGCGACCGAGAACGGAAAGUCUUACCUAAUCAGCCGUCCUGAGAUCGUGGAUCAAAUCCGUGAAGGGGACAAGCGACUGACGGAGGAGAGGAUCAAAACUGCCCUGAGGAGGGCGAGGAUGGCCUAGCCUCCCACACUGUCCCGGGAUCUCACCUCUCUGCUGAACUUCACGGACCAUGUUCCUGGGAAGAAGGUAUCGUAUGGCAUAAACCAAGAAAUGCGGAUAGAUUCUUCUCCGCUUGCCCCACAAUGGCCUUAAGUU
Messenger RNA from Liolophura sinensis, 583 nucleotides. RefSeq lists its product as uncharacterized. The record is from RefSeq and is a predicted model, not a curated record. Bases 21 to 350 code for a protein of 109 amino acids. Lineage: Eukaryota; Metazoa; Mollusca; Polyplacophora; Chitonida; Chitonidae. The transcript has 4 exons.